Molecule: messenger RNA, 846 nt
Organism: Trichosporon asahii var. asahii CBS 2479
Lineage: Eukaryota; Fungi; Basidiomycota; Tremellomycetes; Trichosporonales; Trichosporonaceae
Exons: 1
Coding region: 1-846 (281 amino acids)
Source: RefSeq, a predicted model, not a curated record
AUGCCUCUCAUCCCCACCACCAUCGAGACGCUCAAGGCCGACCUGGCCCGCGCUCCCGUCGACGAUGUCUUCCUCAUCCUCUCCGGAACUGAAGACGCAAAUGGCCAAUCCUGGUGCCACUACUGCAACCUCGCUCGUCCCGACAUUGAGCGUGUCUUCUCCUCUGACGACAAGUGUGAGUGCAACGCCUUCCCCGUCGCCGUGCUGACAGAAGAUACACUCGUGCUCAAGGUCGUCCGCGGCGAGCUCCUCUCCGAGUCCAUGUUCUGGCUCGCCUCUUCGCUCCAGGUCCGCGGCGUCCCCUCGAUCUACCGUUUCGCGCGUGGUGGUCAGCCUGUGGCCGGAUGGGAAGACCACCUCUUCCAGCCGCACUGGGAGCCAGCCUCGUACCGCGCCUCCGACUUUGGUGCCUACCUGGACUGGUGGGCAGCGGGCGUGUCUGAGUUCGAGGACUUCCUCAUUUCCUCUUCCUCAGAGCCGUACGUGCCUCCCGAGCAGCGCAUCGAGGCCCUGGCGCAGGAGUGGGACGAGAUGAAGACCAUCAUCGCUGCGCGCAAGGCGAAGCAGGAGAAGGACGACGCGUGGCGCCGCGAAAAGGCCGAGAAGGCGGCUAAGCGCAAGGCCCGCGAGCAGAGGCGCGCCAGCGAGCUCGCCAAGGCUGCUGAGGUCAACCGGCCCGCGCUCGCCAAGCUCGAUCCCAACGUCUAUGGCCGCCAGCAGGUCCGCGCCGCUGCGCUCAGACGACUGCGCCCCACGAAGGGACGGCUGCAGUACAUCAAGUCUGUGCAGAGGGAGAACACGAAGGUCUUCUGCGACGGCGAGGUCUGUGUGCCAACUGCCGCGUGA